Saccoglossus kowalevskii is the source of this 1260-nucleotide messenger RNA. RefSeq names its product pogo transposable element with KRAB domain-like. Lineage: Eukaryota; Metazoa; Hemichordata; Enteropneusta; Harrimaniidae. The record is from RefSeq and is a predicted model, not a curated record.
AUGCCUAAACAACGACGUGCUGCAUAUGACACUGCUUUCAAAUUGAAAGUUGUGGCUAUGUCUAUGGAGACGAAAAACAACAGAAAAACGGCCGAACAUUUCGGUAUCAACGAAAAGCAAGUACGUCAAUGGAUCCGAUCGAAGGAGCAACUGUACAUGGGUAAACGCAGUGCUAAGCGAUUAGACGGUGGAGGACGUAAAGUGAGAAGUACCACGCUGGACGACAACCUCAUGCAGUGGUUUGAUGGACAUCGGAAAAAUGGAAAUGCCAUCUCUGGUCGACAACUACAGAUGCAAGCAAGACGAAUCGCCACCGAAACCACAUUCAAGGCAUCUGACGGCUGGCUUCACUCGUUCAAGAAACGUCACACACUUUCAACUCGCGUGCGCACUUCCAUUGGUCAAAAAUUACCACCCGAUUACGAGGAAAAAAUCGCCCAGUUUCAUCGAUUCGUUAUCCAAUUGCGUCAACAGCAUAACUACCCACUCAGUGAUGUAUAUAACAUGGACGAGACACCGUUACGGUUCGAUAUGCCUGGAAACAGAACUCUCGAGCAUGAAGGAAUCAAGACCGUCCACAUCAAGACAACGAAUUCAGAAAAAAGAGGUUUCACCGCUGUGUUGACAGUUACCGCUGACGGCCAAAAGAUCCGCCCUUUGAUUAUUUUCAAAGGUAAACGGCGACUGGACGACCUCACACGCAGAGAGAUAACGGUAGAAGUUCAAGAAAAGGGAUACAUCAAUGAAUCUCUUUGUUUACCGUGGAUUAGAAAUACAUUUCCGAGACGGAACGAUGACUCUCGGCGGCUGCUUAUAUGGGACUCGUGUAGCGUACACCUCACGCCCGCUGUCAAAGAGGAAUUGUAUUCUCGGAACGUGGACAUUGCAGUGAUUCCGGGAGGAUUGACAUCACUUCUUCAACCGCUAGAUGUGGGCGUAAAUAAGCCACUCAAAGACUAUAUGCACGCCGAGUGGGAUGAGUGGAUGAAGACCGGCGAAGCACUGUUCACACCGGCUGGUAAAAGAAAGGCCCCUGCUAAGAAGACGGUACUUGAGUGGGUCGUCUCGUCGUGGAACAAAGUUCCGCCCCAAACUGUCAUCAAUUCAUUCAAGAAGACUGGCAUAUCUAAUGCACUUGAUGGCAGUGAGGACAACUUGGUGUACGAAGAUCUCGAGGCAGACGACGAGGCAAUCGGAGAAGAGAUCGCCGAGAUAUUUUAUAGCGACAAUGAAGACGAUGACGAGUUCUUUGGAUUUUAG